Penicillium soppii is the source of this 1551-nucleotide messenger RNA. RefSeq names its product U4/U6-U5 snRNP complex subunit PRP31. Gene Ontology annotation, cellular component: precatalytic spliceosome; U4/U6 x U5 tri-snRNP complex; U4 snRNP. The transcript has a single exon. Gene Ontology annotation, biological process: mRNA splicing, via spliceosome; spliceosomal tri-snRNP complex assembly. The record is from RefSeq and is a predicted model, not a curated record. NCBI's taxonomy places the organism in Eukaryota, Fungi, Ascomycota, Eurotiomycetes, Eurotiales, Aspergillaceae. The coding region runs from base 1 to 1551 and encodes 516 amino acids.
AUGUCUGCGCUCGAUGAGCUCAUGGCGGACCUGCGUGACGACGAUGAUGCAGCCCAGCUCGAAGAUGAUUUCCUUGAAGAGUCCGAAGCCACUGGUGAAAUUGACGAGAUCGAGGAUGCUGGCAACACUCAAGUCGGCGGCGAAUCCAACGACUUUGACCGUUCUAUCUCUACUGCCGAUGAGUUGAACCGCCUUCACAAAGUCCUGCGCGAUCAUUACUCUAUUCGCUUUCCCGAGCUCGAGACCCUCGUUACCACUCCCAUUAAGUAUGCGAAGACAGUCGCCAUCCUCCUGAACGGUCCUCUCAGCGAUAUCAAAACCUUGGCCAACACCUCAGACAACUUGGUUGGCGCUCCACUCAAGACCGUUCUCGAUGGACCGUCCCUGAUGGUUGUCGCGGUGGAGGGAACCACCACGCGAGGCCGGGAGAUGACCGACGCUGAGCUGCAGAAAGUUAUCCGUACCUGCGAGCGGAUCCUGAAACUCGACCGUGAGCGCAUCGCCCUUACAGAAAGCAUACAGUCGCGCAUGAACGAAACCGCCCCGAAUCUGGCAGCUCUGAUCGGACCCGAAACCGCUGCGCAGUUCCUUAACUCAGUCGGAGGCUUGAGGCAACUCUCGACUAUCCCCGCUUGCAACCUGGGCGCCAUUGGCUCCGGUCGAUCGGAGGGAACAGGCUUUGCGACCAACCACGGUGUCCGCGCGAAGGGAUAUCUCUACCACUCCCCCAUCUUUGAAAAUGUUCCCAUGGACCUGAGAACCAAGGGUAUUCGCGCCCUCGCUGCCAAGAUGGUGCUUGCCACCCGCGUCGAUGUCGCUGAACAGUCCAAAGACGGAUCUUACGGCCGAGAAUUGCGCGAACUAAUUUACACCAAAAUGGACAAGCUGACCGAGGCCAACCCGAACUCCGGUACCAAGGCCCUCCCCGCUCCGGACGAUAAGCCCUCUCGCAAGCGCGGUGGAUGGCGUGCCCGCAAGGAGAAGGAGGCUACAACUAUGACCGAAAUGCGCAAGGCGCAGAACCGCGUUGCAUUCGGUAAGGAGGAAUCAGAGGUUGGAUACGGCACGGGAUCUGGAACCGUUGGACUGGGUAUGCUUGGACAACAGAACGACGGCCGCAUCCGCGCCACUCAGAUCGACAAGCGUACUCGGGCCAAACUCAGCAAAAACAACAAGGGUUGGGGCACCACUACACCAGCUAGUGGCAACGCAUCUGUGGCCCACUUCGCUCCGGGCGCUAGUGGCACCGCCAGCGUCCUCCAGGCUCGUGGUCUCCGCGCCUCCGGAAUUGGAUCUCAGGCUGGCGCAGCGGGUACCUCCAGUACCAUCGCCUUCACUCCCGUCCAAGGUCUGGAGCUCGCUGAUCCCAAGGCGCAAGCUGAGCUCAAGCGCAAGCGUGAAGCUGAGGAGAAUCGCUGGUUCAAGUCUGGUACUUUCACUCAGGCUACCAACAACCCGGGAGAGAAUGGUGGAUUCAAGGUUCCCGCUCUUCCACCCAAGAAGAAGGUCGAUACUGGCGAGGGCAAGAUGGGUCCCCCUCCCAAGCAGUAG